AUGGAAGACCCUGAAGACCCCGAAAAGCGUCAGAUUACGGUACUGGCUCAAAGCGCGGUCAUCGCUUUGCAAAAGUGCCUCCAAGUCUCGGGAUCUUUCUCCCACUUGGCUGAAGCUCAGCUCGCGCGCUUUAACCUGUGGGCUACCAAUAUAGGUGUUUUCGCCAGAUAUAAAGCAUCCUUGGAGUAUCGACUGAGGGACAGCCCAGACGUUCAGAGAAUCAUCAUCAACCUGCUCGAGAUUUUGGCUCUAUAUGCCGGUCAGGCUCUUCGUACCGAGUUGGAGGGAUCUAGCUCCAAUAAUGACGAAGCAAGACGCUCAGAAAUAUCGACUAAGUGUGAGGCCACUACUCCGGGACGCGACAUCAGUAACACAACGCCUUGCUAUCCAGGUUUUCAAAUUCAACCUCUGAAAAACUUGUCCAUCGUGCCGGCAUAUCAAGCCGUGGAGGACACCAUCACUCGUCUUCACCACCUUUCAAUUGCAAUACGUAAUGCUGGAGUUAGAAAUCCUUAUUCGCGCAUCACUCGUUUGAUUAUCCUUGACGAAGAUGGCAAUGAUAUCAACCAAGCCUUUGAAUCCUUCAUAUCCCAGGUGCUGAAACUCCGACACUCUCGCUUGUCGGAAGCCUUGCGAUCUCGGCUUGCGGAUGCUAUUUGCUUUCGACGACGUCGGUUUCUGUACAACAAGCCGUCGCCAAAGAAGUAUCAAGGUGGCUUCGUCGCCCCGGUUCUGCCAAGUGGCCGGGGGGUCUACCACAUACCGACCCCACCAGCCAGCCGGAAGCGACCCUCAAUACCAGAUGCUCCGCUUCCUUCGCCAGCACGAGCCCCUACGACUCGAACGGCGUCUACCUUUUAUCCUCAACGGUUUCAGUACCCACGCUCAUCGGAACCGUCUGUGGUGUCUACAGCAACACCGAGUUCUCACAUUCCACGAAUGAAUGAACACAUUCCCAAGCCCCCAUCGGUAGCUUCCGGACAGAAAGAGGCGCAAUGCCCAUACUGUCCUUUUGUCAUCAACAUCAAGUAUCUGACUGGCACUCGAUGGAUAAAGCACUUUCAGGAUGACCUGGAGCCGUACAUCUGUCUCUUCGAAGACUGUACGAGCCCUCGUGAGCUGUUCUCUUCCGCUGAGCAAUGGCUGGCGCACAUGAAAGCCCAUCCAGCACCAUCGACGGAAUGGAUCUGCUCAAUGCGCCAUGCAUCGUCAGAUCGGACAGUAAUGAAGAGUGCCGAGGAGUUCGCGAUUCAUGUCAGAGAAAUGCAUUCUGGACGUUUCACCGAUAUGCAGAUCAAGAAGCUUCAGAUCCGAGCCGCGCGACCCGGUCCCGUGUUUCCCAGUUGUCCAUUUUGUGACUGGUUGGAGCAUCCGGAUCCCGAAAAGCCAAAAGUCUCUGGUGGACCGACACCUAUGGAGGAACACAUUGCUGACCACCUGUUCGACUUGGCCCUUUUGUCGCUUCCGCCGAUACAGAAUAACGAGAACAGCGACGAAGAAGUAAGGGACAGUCUGGCGAAUAUAUCGAUCGUUAGUGGCGACCGCCACAGUGCGCUGUCGCAGAAUUUAUCGGGCCUUGAAUUCAGCAGCUACCGGAGCCCCUCACCCGCUAAUGAAGCUAUGUAUACAUCUAAACAUAGUCACAUCUCUCCUGUUCCCAGUGUUGAUGCUCUCAGCUAUCAACCUGAUUCGCCUCAUCCCCGGAAUAGUUCGUCUCCAUUUGACCAGAGUCCGAGACCUCUUCCCACAAGCGACGAUCCAAAUUCUCAAAAUCCUUCCAGGUGCAGAUGGCAUGAUUGCUUUUACUCCUGCACAUGGGGCUCUCAGGGUACCCUGCUCAAACACAUAAAAGACGAGCAUGUCGCACACCUUGGAUUCCGCUGUCCGCUAGAAGGAUGUAGUACAUCAUACAGUUUGCAGGAAGAUCUGAUGCACCAUAUCAAAGUCACCCACGGUGGGCUAGUUGUGGAUAAUGCCGAAGUCGAUCCGUUUGAAGUUGUCGAGGAGCUGGAACAGAAAGCUCUGCAAACAUCGGGGCAACCGCUCAUAUGCAGGUGGGAUGAUUGUCCACAGCGCGAACCUUUCUUUUCAUCGCACUCCUUGCUUUUCCACAUCGACCGCGACCACGUCGUGCCCGAGAAUGGUGACUAUUCUGGGAGCAUUCGUGAUUUGGAUCCGUCAUUGAUGUCCGCUCCCAAAAACCCCAAGGACUAUGACGCCGUCUUCAAUGACCAUUUCGAAAUCGAGCCCCCACGAAGAGAGAAUUCUGUGGAAGAAUUGCCGGGGCAGGAGUCGGAAGUGAUCAAAUGCAUCUGCGGCCUCAGCCACGAUGACGGUCAGACAAUAUACUGCGAAAGAUGCUAUACAUGGCAACACAUCGUGUGCUACUACGGCGAUAAUCUAUUCCCGGACGAGCAUAUGUGCGGAGACUGCCAGCCCCGUCCUCUCAAUGCCCAGCGCGCACGAGCUCUGCAAGAAGCUCAACUCGAGGCGGCAUCAACAGCAACCCGGCGUCAAGAAGAGGAGAAUCAAAAGGCACGAAAGCGCCGCAGGAGAAAAGAUCGGGAUCUUGGUGAAACAGGCAGCGACUCUAGGGCUGCUUCAAGCCCUCUCCCCCGACGCAACGAGCCUGAUGCCGGGAUGGUUUUUUUUCCAAGCGAGAGCGCACCGAUCCGAAAGCGCAGACGCCAGGUCCCCUCAGCUCCGAUUUUGAUGUCUACAGACAUCUUAGAGAAGGAACCCCCAAGCAAGAAGCCUCCCGGUAGCGAGCAUCAAGAGCUAUGA
Messenger RNA from Aspergillus brunneoviolaceus CBS 621.78, 2784 nucleotides. RefSeq lists its product as uncharacterized. The record is from RefSeq and is a predicted model, not a curated record. Lineage: Eukaryota; Fungi; Ascomycota; Eurotiomycetes; Eurotiales; Aspergillaceae. Bases 1 to 2784 code for a protein of 927 amino acids. The transcript is spliced from 3 exons.